Messenger RNA from Paramuricea clavata, 3313 nucleotides. NCBI's taxonomy places the organism in Eukaryota, Metazoa, Cnidaria, Anthozoa, Malacalcyonacea, Plexauridae. The record is from the annotation of a GenBank genome assembly.
AUGUCUGAAAUUGUUGAAAGAAACAACGAAUCCAACAUACAGGAGAAAGUUGAUGAACUUACACGACAUAUUUCUAUUGAUAAACUUACGCUAAACGAGUCCAAGUGUAAAAAGUUACGUAUUAGCUUCAGUAAAUCUCCUCCCGAUUUCGAUCCUAUUACCAUCAACAAUAAGCAACUGGAGGUCGUUGAAAGUGUAAAACUCCUUGGCAUGCAGAUAUCUAACGAUCUUAAGUGGAAUAGCCAUAUAUCUGUUAUUAUGAAGAAAGCGAAUAAGCGUUUGUAUUUUCUGAGCCAACUAAAACGUCCGAACGUGGGCAGUAAGGAACUUAUUACCUUUUACUGUACUUGUAUAAGACCUGUUACAGAGUAUGGCUGCCCAGUAUUUCACGAUAGCCUGCCAAAUUACCUUGUUAAAGACAUCGAAAGAAUACAGAAACGCGCGAUGCGGAUAAUAUUUCCAGCCUUAUCAUAUGACGAAUCUCUCUCCGUUGCUGAGUUAGUCCCUCUAGAAGCACGAAGACAGCAACUAACGGACAAACUAUUCCAGCAAAUUAUUAGCGACCCAAGUCACAAAUUGAACAAACUUUUACCACCUGUAAACGAAUGCCAAAUUAAGCUUAGGAAGAAACGACUUUUUAAAAAUCAGCUUUUUAAAACAGACCGAUUUAGGAAUAGUUUUAUAACUCACAAUGCACUGAAAAUGCGCACCUAGUUAUAGUAGUAGACAAUUAUAGUCAACUUAUACACACAUUGCCAUUUGGCUCCAAACUUUUAAAAUUUUUAAUAGUUAUUCUAAUAAUUUUAAACUAUAUGUAAUUCUUAGCGUAAUUCAGCUUUUGGCUGCAAUGCUUUGCAAAUAAACUAUCUAUCUAUCUAUCUAUCUAUAUAUAUUAUGCAUCUGGUUGUUUUUAUAAACUUGUUAGUUGUCACUGGAAGUUUAUAUCGUGGAAAACAUAGGUCAUCAACACUCUUGGUUCUGUAAAGUACUCGCUGUAAACUCUCAAAUAAGGCCCCCAGGGGGGGUGGGGGGGUGUUUUAGGCACCUUUGGGAGGGAGCUUAUUGGAGAGAGGGGCUUAUUGGAGAGGGGACUUACUGGAGAGGGGGGCUUAUUUAAGGGGGGAUUAAUAGAGUUAAAGGUGUGAUCAAAUGCUGAUUCCAAAUUCCUACUUGGUGCAAGGUUUUGGCACCAAACUCUGUAUAUUUCCAACUGUAUGCUGAAUACCACCUGACCCUAAUAAAUGUUUUCAAUUACAAAUGCAAUUAAUAAUCAAGUUGAAAAGAUAAGGCACACUUUUUAUGUAUAAAUAAUGAUUUGGUUGACUUGUAGAUAGUGCAAGAAUUAUUGGCCGAAAAUCAAACAAAAGAAGAUGAGAAAGAAUCAGUUGAUGAAAGUUGUGACCAAGUGGUCGAGGUUUGUCAACCUAUGGAUACAAGCACCACAUGUAAUGCCACUGGAGAUGAUGAUCCUAUGCCUCUCUGCCGUGAUGUUAGUACACAGUGUUGUAUCAAUGCGAGAACGCUAGUGAAUGCUGAAACCCAAACAAAUGAAUCUUUUACUAGUACUUAUUGUCUUUCUUCUGAUUCCCAACCACCACCUGAAAAUAUCAACACUCAUUUAGUAGACCACAAUUAUUAUGCAGACCACCAACAUUUUUUUGAUAACCCAGAAGUAGAACAAGCUGCAGAACAUGCUAUGGAAGAGCAAAAGGACAUUCUCACAGAAAUAGAUUUCAACCUUUAUGACCUUGAAACAAAGUCUAAUACUACAAGUGAUAAUGAACAAGAUGAAGACUAUCUACCACAAAGUGAUUCACAAUCAGAUGACUUCCAAAAUGAAACUGAUUACAAUCCAGCCAUAUUGUCAAAGACCAAGAAUUUUAUUGUUAAUGAGAAAGAACUGGAUAAACUUUUUAGCUUAUGCUCAACAUGUGGACAAGCUGUAGUUGAAAUGAAGAAAAUUACUAAAGGUAGCAUGUUAUGCAUAAAAGCAACAUGCCUUAAUGGGCACACUAAAGAAUGGAAUUCACAACCAUAUGUGGAUGAAAUGCCAUUAGGUAACAUACUUAUUCCAGCAGCUGUUUUGCUAACUGGAAAUACAUUUGCUCCUAUAAGUCAUUUUGCUGCUUGCCUCAAUUUGCAAUUUGUCAGCAAAGCCACCUUCUACAAAAUUCAGGAUAAAUAUGUUAUCCCAGUGGUUCACAAUAGCUGGCACAACCAUCAAAAACAAGUACUGAAAGACAUCAAGAACCAGAAAACUCCAGUAAAUGUUGCAGGAGAUGGUCGGUCUGAUAGUCCAGGUCAUUCGGCAAAGUAUGGGACAUACUCACUUAUGGAUGAAUCAUCCGGGAAGGUAGUUGACUUCAGUCUUGUACAAGUGACAGAAGUUUCUUCUUCAAACGCCAUGGAAUAUGAGGGUUGCAAACGGUCCUUAAAAAAGCUUAUUAAAAACAAGAUACCUGUACGAUGUCUAACAACUGACCGUCAUGUUACCAUUACAGCUAGAAUGAAGUCUGAUUUUCCAAAAAUCAAACACCAGUAUGAUGUUUGGCACUUGUCAAAGUCUGUUACAAAGAAACUGACAAAGAAAGCCAAGAAGAAAUGCAAUGAAGACAUACUACCAUGGAUUCAGUCAGUUUCAAACCAUUUAUGGUGGAGUGUGUCUACAUGUGAUGAAGAUGUUUCAGUAAUGAAAGAGAAAUGGCUUUCAAUCAUUCACCAUGUUUCCAACAAACACAGUUGGAAAGGGUGCAAGCACUUUAAGAAAUGUGUGCAUCAUAGACUUAGCAGACGAGAGAAGAAACAAGUUCCAUGGCUGAAAGCAGGAUCACCUGCUCUUGUUGCCCUGGAAGAGGUGGUGAAUAACAAAAGGCUUCUGAAAGAUAUGGAGAAAUUGACAGAAUUCCGCCAUACUGGGGAACUGGAAGUUUUUCACUCCCUUAUGCUGAAGUAUUUACCAAAACGAAAGCACUUCAGCUACAGAUCUAUGUUGGCACGUACUCAACUUGCAGCAUUGGAUCACAACCAUAAUUGCAAUCGGGUUCAAGCUGUAGUUAAGUCAGGUGGAAACAAGGGUCAGCAGCAAUUCAAGGUUGAAAAACCAAAAGCAAACAAGAGUUGGGUUUGUAAGCCUAUCAAAGAACCCAAAUCUUACAAAUUUUUGUCUCCAAUGCUCGAGGAUGUGGUAAAGGCAAAACAGAAUGGCAUUAAGGUAAUUAAAGCACCACCUAAAAUGCCAAAACAUAUAGCUAAAGAGCCUAAACCAAGCAAACAAUCUGUGAUAGAAAAACACAGAUCUCGAAUGUCAAAGUGA